AUGUCAAGUGAAGUGACAAGAGCUGAAAACGAAUAUUCUAAAAAGACUCAUAUACAUUCUAUAUCUGAUAUUACAAACUUACAAGAAACCUUAAACAGUAAAAGUAACGUUGGACAUACACAUACCAUUGCAAAUAUUACAAACUUACAAGAAACCUUAAACAGGAAAAGUGCCGUUGGACAUACACAUACCAUUGCAAAUAUUACAAACUUACAAGAAACCUUAAACAGGAAAAGUGCCGUUGGACAUACACAUACAAGUUUUACAACUUUUACAGCAGAUGAUAUUACACUAAACACAACCUUGCCAAGUAAAGGUCCAACAAUACCACCGGCAACAAGUCUUGUAGAUACUUUGAUAUCUAAUGACAAUAGUAUUAUGCAUCUAAGACAGGAACUCAAUGUGCUUAAACAAAUUUUGCCGAAUCUUAUUUACCCGGUUGGCUCAUUAUAUGUUUCAAUGAACUCUACCAGACCAGAAGUAGUACUUGGUUUUGGAACUUGGACUCAAAUAGUCGACAGGUUUUUGUAUUGUGCAAACUCUUCAAAGGAAACAGGUGGAAGUAAAACGAUUUCAGGUGCAAAUUUACCUGCACACAGUCACUACAUAGAUUUAAGUACAUCUCAAGCAGGUUGGCAUAGUCAUAGAUAUGUUGGUUGGUCAAGAAUGACAAAAGGUAAAGGAUAUGAUGUUAAAGACGACGUUAAGUUUGCUAUAAAUUGUUACUGGGAUGACACUCAGGGAGAAGGAAACCAUACACAUUUCGUUUCAGGAUAUACGCAAACAACGGGACAAAGUAAAGAAUACAUGCCACCUUACAUGACAGUUUACGCAUGGUAUAGAAUUGCUUAG
Messenger RNA from Trichomonas vaginalis G3, 852 nucleotides. RefSeq names its product phage tail repeat-like family. The transcript has a single exon. Bases 1 to 852 code for a protein of 283 amino acids. Lineage: Eukaryota; Parabasalia; Trichomonadida; Trichomonadidae. The record is from RefSeq and is a predicted model, not a curated record.